Messenger RNA from Xenopus laevis (African clawed frog), 3825 nucleotides. It is a transcript of the gene mmp17.L, whose product is annotated as matrix metallopeptidase 17 L homeolog. Gene Ontology annotation, cellular component: extracellular matrix; plasma membrane. Lineage: Eukaryota; Metazoa; Chordata; Amphibia; Anura; Pipidae. The transcript is spliced from 10 exons. Gene Ontology annotation, biological process: collagen catabolic process; proteolysis; extracellular matrix organization. The coding region runs from base 402 to 2210 and encodes 602 amino acids. Gene Ontology annotation, molecular function: zinc ion binding; metalloendopeptidase activity; metallopeptidase activity. The record is from RefSeq and is a predicted model, not a curated record.
AGACUCUAUUCAAGCUACAGCAGCUGCAGAUCUCUCAGUCCGUCCUGUCUUUGAACUUGCAAGUCGCAGCCACAGCUGACCGCACAGGUCACUUCUUAACCUCUGAUACCUUCAACCAACAGGCUCCUUUCACCUCUGUCGACUCCCUGCACUUUCCACGUGACUGCUGGAGCUGCCCUUGGUGCUGAAACGCUACCUUGACCUGUUGUGCUGAAUUCUGCAAACUUCCUUGGAUGUUGGCGGAGGUUAUGGCAUGUGAUAUGGUGGCAUGCAGAUGUUCUUACUGCUGCAGGGUCUGGCAUGUGGAAUUUUGCUGAUGGUGCAGAUGUGAUGUGAAGAGGGCUUGGGAGUACACAUGAAUGUCGCCUUCAUCUACCCAGGGCUGAGGAGGAAGACAAGGGAUGCUGUUGAUCCCCUCCAGAGAGAGUUUUUGGCACCAGGAGAUGUUUCUGAUCGGCCUUUUGAUUGCUUUACGGGAAUCCAUGGCAGCCCCAACCCCUACAGCUGAGGAUAUAAAUCGGGGAGUUGAUUGGUUGACUAAAUUUGGAUACCUGCCCCCACCCGAUCCUGUUACGGGGCAACUGCAGACGCAGGAAGAACUGUCUAAAGCCAUCAGGGCAAUGCAAGAGUUUGGUGGCCUAAAAGCUACUGGGAUUUUAGAUGAACCCACUUUGGAGCUGAUGAAAACCCCUCGUUGUUCCCUGCCUGACCUGUCCCACUCACAAGCUUUAAGAAAAAAACGAAGCGCCCAGCCCCUGACAAAGUGGAGUAAAAGGAAUUUGUCCUGGCGGGUUCGGAAUUUCCCUAAAGAGUCUUCACUUGGACAUGACACUGUACGGGCACUGAUGUAUUAUGCCCUUAAAGUUUGGAGUGAUAUCACCCCACUGAACUUUCAUGAGGUGGCUGGGAAUAAUGCAGAUAUUCAAAUAGAUUUCUCAAGGGCUGAUCACAAUGAUGGAUACCCAUUUGAUGGUCCUGGGGGGACAGUAGCUCAUGCCUUCUUCCCAGGGGAACAGCAUACAUCUGGAGACACUCACUUUGAUGAUGAAGAAUCUUGGACUUUCCGAUCAUCAGAUAUUCAUGGCAUGGAUCUGUUUGCUGUAGCAGUGCAUGAAUUUGGCCAUGCCAUUGGACUGACUCACAUUUCAGAUAUGGAGUCCAUCAUGAGACCUUAUUAUCAAGGACCCGUGGGUGACCCUUUAAAGUAUGAUCUGCCAUUUGACGACAAAGUCAGAAUCUGGCAGCUAUAUGUGUCCUACAUGGCUUCUAAUCCUUCACCCUCUCUCACUCCAGGGGUCCGAGAGUCUGUGUCCCCCACGGCAAAACCGGAUGUAUCAAAAACAGAGGAUCAUCCUUUUCUGCCUGAUCUGCCAGAAAACCGCUCUGCCAUUCAGCCAAGGAAGGACGAGCCUGACCGAUGUAGCACACAUUUUGAUGCAGUUGCUCAGAUCAGAGGAGAAGCAUUCUUCUUUAAGGGCAAGUAUUUCUGGAGGCUCACACGAACAAAGCAUUUGGUAUCCCUCCAGCCGGCUCAGAUCCAUCGCUUCUGGAGAGGUCUCCCACUGAACCUGGAUAGUGUGGAUGCUGUGUACGAAAGAAUUCCUGACCAUAAGAUUGUUUUCUUUAAAGGAGACCGGUACUGGGUUUUCAAAGAUAAUAAUGUGGAGGAAGGAUACCCAAGACCAAUCACAGACUUUGGAUUGCCACUGGGAGGUGUGGAUGCUGCCUUCUCUUGGUCUCAUAAUGACAAGACAUAUUUUUUUAAAGACAAUCUUUUCUGGUCGUAUGAUGACAAAGAGCAUAGGAUGGAUGAAGGGUAUCCUUUAGAGACCCUGCUGUGGAAGGGCAUUCCGGUUUCUUUGGAUGAUGCUAUGGGAUGGUCUGAUGGAGCAACUUAUUUCUUCAGAGGUAAAGAGUACUGGAAGAUUGUGAACAGCAACAUGGAGGCAGAACAAGGCUAUCCACAAUCCACUGCAAAGGACUGGCUUGUUUGCAGCGAUAUGCUUUCAGAUGGACCUAAUUCUGAAAGUACCCAGACUGGUGCUCAUUCCAGGCAAGGACAUCAGGAUGAGAGCAGGUCAGAAAAUGGCUAUGAGGUCUGUUCCUGUACAUCCUCAGCCGGAUCUCUUUUUGGGAAUGCAUACGACGACCUUUUGUGGUUCCUGUCUAUUAUUCACUUGUUCACAGCAGCCUUGAUCUCUGUCCUAUGAUGUCAUGAUCUAAUGGACUCUAUCACACAAAAGACUUAAGGAUCAAGAAGUGGGAUCCCGAGUGCCGCACUAAUGUUGGCCAAACAUUCCGAGGAGCUUGGAAGUGAAAGAUACCAAAUUCUCCAUGAGAAAUUACCUUUUAUUUUUAAGAUAGUAUUCUGUAAAACAGUGCUCAAAUUAUUGGAACACUGGAAAGGCAAUAGUCACGGAAUAGAUAAGCAAAAUUCUAUUGUAGCCAUGUGCCUCCUAAUGGUCUUAAAUGGGUUUCUGCGAUAAACAUUUACUGAGCAGGGCAUAGAUCUAAAAGAUGUGAAAGAUCAGAAGUGUUCUCUCUUUGCCAAAGGUUUUGUUAACAAAUUCCAAAGCGUCAACGUUUAAAAAGUAAGGUGACAUGUAUUAGGUUCUUUGUUUUAGUCAUUUGCAACAAGUAAAUUCCCAAGCGGCUUAGCCUUCCCAGUGGUUAUACAGGAGGAGAUAGCAGAGGAUGUCCCAGUAAUCUGAGCACUGCCAAGUGGAUUCUGUAAUAGUGCUUAUUCGGAUAUUUGAAAACUGGUUGUACAAUAAAGAGGCACGUCUUGUUUACACCAACAUGUUUAAAGCAAUGGCUUUGUUAAAAAGCCUCAAACCGUUGUUUGCUAACAGUCUUUAAUGCUUGUAAAAUGGUCCUAUCCCUUUUCAUAACAGAGUGAAUUCCGUACGUCAAUUUAACAGCCCUCACUUACUAACAUCUGAAAAGUGAAAUGUGAACGUUUUUGAAUUUGUUUACGAAUGUGCCCAUUUAAUACACCAAAUGCACCCGUUUUCAUGUCUUAGUAAAUAAUAUGCAGUAUACUGUAUAUAUAUAUAUUUAUUUAUUUUUAUAUAUUACUGAUUUUAUGCAGUGUGUUACAUGGAUUGUCUGGCACAGCGAGUCUUUGUCAGUUUAUAGCCUAGUCACUUUUACCUGGAACACAGCGCCCCAAGCUCAUAGAUGCUCCCAUCAGAAAGCUUCCCUGAAUAUAUUUUUUCCAUCUUCUGCCCACACUGUCCCAACAACAGUAAGCAAAAUGGAAAAACCCAUUGGUUAUAACUGGGUUCCAAGGUAACAUUGCAAACCUAGUAGUCUAUGUAUAUUAUUAAGUGCAAAUACUUUUCAAAACAUCAGAAAUGGAAUCAGAUUGAAUGAAUUUAUGGAGCUACCUACAGCAUUUAGAUUGGGAGAUGACAUAACAACAAGUGGCAGAGAAAUACUAUGCAUUUGUUGUAGUAGGACAGGCAUGUUAACAUAUUUAACUUAGUUUGCAAUUUUACCUUCAGCUGAAGAGACUUUCCUAAUGUUGUUUACUAUUGUUAUUGUAAGAACAUUUGUUACAUGAAGUUAAAUGCCAAUAUAUUGAUAAAGCAUCAAAUAUAAUUGAUAUGCAUACUGCAAAAACUGUUUAUUAAUACAUUGCCACAAACUGUUUAAUCUACUUAGAAACGGCUGCACGUGAUCUAGACAGUGUCUCACUUAGUUCCCUAUACCUCCAGGACCCUUCAGCAGAAAUAGGGUCUGUUUCUUCAUUAGUUAUGCCCCUCACUGGUGAUGUAUGCUCUAUUCAGUCUACUGAAACAGAAUAAAGAAUGCUAGAAAAUA